Trametes versicolor FP-101664 SS1 is the source of this 1014-nucleotide messenger RNA. RefSeq lists its product as uncharacterized. Lineage: Eukaryota; Fungi; Basidiomycota; Agaricomycetes; Polyporales; Polyporaceae. The transcript is spliced from 6 exons. The coding region runs from base 1 to 1014 and encodes 337 amino acids. The record is from RefSeq and is a predicted model, not a curated record.
AUGUCGUCCGCGCAAUCCCUCAACAUAGCCCAAGCCAUAGACAUUGUCAUCGGGUUCCAUGAUGAGAAUAUCGCAAUCGCUGCUGUCAUACUAGACCAAGUAAUGGAUCACCUCGUAACCCUGGGAUUCCCGUCUUCACCUGUUCUCUGGCCCCGCGCGGCGGAGGAACUGGUUACAAAGACACAUCGCGACUACAAGAUAAACGCAUUGCGCGUCCUUCGUACUUCGGUCGCUCUCGUCCGUUGCUCGGGCGGCUUGGACAGCUUGGUAGAUCAGGUCGACACGAGCCUGAACAUGGGAGACGAAGUAGCUGAGAUGUUCAAUCAGCUUGCGGACCUCUGCAGCGCUCACGCCGAACGUAUUUCCUUGACUUAUUUGCAGGCGUUGGAGGAAAUGCUUCUUUCGAUCGAAGAAAGUCUUUGCAAGGUGGACGAAGCCAUCAACUUCGUUAGAGGCUUCAUCGACGCCAAAGGCGAGCACGUGAAGCUGUUGGGACAUUUACAGGCGACCGCCCAUUUCGAUCGCAUUGCUUCCUCCCUCCAAGGCCCUCCACCCGCCCAAGAGUUAAGCGCAGUCGCGCGGGACGCUUUGAAUGUGUUGCGGCUGACGUUGAACCCGCUGUUCUCCCUGGUGGAUAGGAGCGGCGAAGAGGUCGAGCGUGUGGUGGCCGAGCUUCGUUCUCUUGGCGUCGAGGAGGUGAAUCGUGGCGUUGUAGACGAUAAGAUGACUGGCCUGGUGCGCAUCCGUGACGAUCUCGGUGUCCUCCAGGAGGCCCAACCGGCACGGCUAGCGACCUUUUCCCGGACGCUGCAAUCCCCUGCGGCGGUUCCCACUUCUAUCCGUGAUGAAGCGUUCGAUGUCGACUUGGAGAUCCUUGAUGCUAUGACGGUGUCCUUGACAUUCGCACAAGCUGAAGACAUCAUGAAGGAAGUCGUUUCAGGGGCGAAGGCCCUGAUACAGAGAUGGCUCCCUCGGUUCUCUUCACCCGGUGUCUAUGAUCUGCCGCAGGAGUGA